AUGCCGACCUUCCAACAGCCACUACCGGGACCAAGGAAGCCCCCGGGACCAAGGAAGCCCCCGGGACCAAGGAAGCCCCCAGCAGUCAUUCCAGACUGGCUGGUAAACCCUGAUGAAAUGCUGCCGCUAGAUGAAGAACGGGUCACGAGAUUAAAGGCCUAUCUGGGUGAAGAUGGCCCUGAUCUAUCAGCAAAUAAUGCGGAAAGCACAGAUGAUGCCGAGACUAAAGAUCCAGCUCCUGCGGGCAGCACCCAAGAAGUGGCCGCCAAGGUUCAGUACCUGUACGGCGAUGAUUUGGGCCACGGGCGUGUGAACUGGAGACCAAUACCCACGCAUCGAAACUAUCCUCCCAAGUUCGACUUGAUCAACAAGGACUCUGGAUAUGUCGUGCGUAGGACCUCACAGGGCGUCGAUUAUCCUUGGGAGAUGCACUCCGUCAUUGUUCGAAGCCCUCAUAUCAUGAAACUCCUUCGAGAAAUCCUAUCAGACUACCCCGGGGUCUCACCUGAGGUCGACCACUUGACAUUAGACAAGCCGUUCAAGCCAAUGCUUCACCAUUGGGAUGAUUUUUGCCAGGCUAUCGAGCGGUCCGAUGACUUUACCAAGCAGCAUGUUGAAGGGUUUGUGAUAUUCCUCAAGGAGGAACUUGCGCCCUACUUUGAAGCUUUGAAGAAUGCAGAUGCGCAUGGCAUUAUCGAGCACCAAAACCUGUGGACAAUCUUCGCCCCUCACCAACUUGUUUGGACGGACCUCAAGCACCACCACUCAAUCGGCCCUCAGGAAGCAUGGGAAGCGGUCUCAGGCCGCGUUGUUCUAGAUGCUGCCCUAUGGCGUGGAAAGGUGAAAAAUCGCGGUGAUUCUCCAAAUGCUGACUCUCUGCCAAAGACCGAACGAGAAAUUCUUAUAUGUAGCCCGUUGAUCAAGGGUUACUCCUUGACCUCAAAGAAGUGGUAUAAAUUGUUUGUGGACAAUGUAUCAGAUAUCAUCUGGGAUAACUCAUUCUCUGGGCUGGUACUUAACAACACUGAAAAGGAUCUUCUCCUUGGGUUUGCACACACAAAGCUGUCCAUGACCACCGACUUCGACGAUCUAGGCGUCAUCAUCCUUCUUUCUGGCCCGCCUGGGGUUGGAAAAACAAUGACGGUUGAAUCAAUCGCAAACAUGAUGCAUGUUCCGCUCUAUCCACUGAGCGCAGGCGAACUUGGAAGCGACGCUACAAAGGUCGAAAAUCACCUGCGGCAAGCUCUCGUUUAUUGCAAAGAGUGGAAUGCAGUGCUGCUUUUGGAUGAAUCAGAUGUCUUCCUUCAAAAACGAAGUGCUACAGAUUUACAGAGAAAUGAACUUGUGUCUAUCUUUCUUCGCCUGUUGGAAUACUAUGAUGGCAUGAUGUUUUUGACUACCAACAGGAUCAAAACUAUGGAUCCUGCUUUCCAAUCUAGAAUCGACUUGACAAUUCACUAUCCAGACUUCGAGGCUGCGGUCAAGGACGCCAUCACUGUGAAGUCCUGUCUUCCUAUCAUCCGCCAAGCGUACCUGGAAUGCAAUGAGGGUGGCAUCUCUACAGGACCACGGCUCGUGAUGGCCGUCACUGAUUCCGGCGACCAAGGCCAGUGGCUUACAGGAAAGUAUCCAGCCAAAGGCUUUUUCGGCUCCAAGUUCUCCUCCAACUUUUCGGCAAACCUCAACAAGGGCCUGCCAGCCACGAUCUCGACCAUCAGUCUCUACUCAGACCAGACAGGCCAGCUUGAGGCCGUGGUCGAGGCCAAUGCUCUCACGGCCAUCAAAACAGCAGGCAGUGCUGCCGUUGCGACUGAGCUCUUGUCGAGAAACGAUUCCUCACGCCUUGCGAUCAUUGGCUCGGGCGUGCAAGCUUUCGACCAGGUCCUUGCCAUCUGCGCAAUUCGCGUUAUCCGCGAAGUCAGCGUUUACGAUUUGGACCCCGCGAGGGCUGAGAAGUUUAUUGGCUUUCUCAAAGAAGUGGAUGGAUUCUCUGCCGAAACCAAGGUCGCGCAAUCCGCUGAGGCAGCCGUCUCAGAGGCAGACAUUGUGUGCACUUGCACUACGUCUAGGAAGCCCGUGUUCAAGGGCAGUGCGCUCAGGCCAGGUACUCACGUCAACGCUAUUGGCUCAUAUUCCCCGGAAAUGCAAGAGAUUGACUUUGAUACGGUUACAAGAGCUAGCUGCAUCUUCACAGAGCACGUGGAUGGUUUAUGGGCCGCGGCUGGCGACAUUCUACAGCCCUUCAACAAGGGUCUGAUAGAAAAGGGCAAAGUCAAGGGCUCACUCGGAGACUUGCUUUCCGGCUCAGUCUCUGGGCGGAAAUCACAAGAUGAGAUUACUUUGUAUGAGAGCGUUGGGUCUGCGGUUCUGGACUUGGCUCUGGCUGUAGAGGCCUAUCAUUCUGUUUCUAAUGCUACGAAAUCCAACAUUUAG
Molecule: messenger RNA, 2433 nt
Organism: Clonostachys byssicola
Lineage: Eukaryota; Fungi; Ascomycota; Sordariomycetes; Hypocreales; Bionectriaceae
Source: the annotation of a GenBank genome assembly